Molecule: messenger RNA, 321 nt
Organism: Lachancea dasiensis
Lineage: Eukaryota; Fungi; Ascomycota; Saccharomycetes; Saccharomycetales; Saccharomycetaceae
Source: the annotation of a GenBank genome assembly
AUGGUUAACGUUCCAAAGACCAGAAGGACCUACUGCAAGGGUAAGCAAUGCCGCAAGCACACCCAACACAAGGUCACCCAAUACAAGGCCGGUAAGGCUUCCUUGUACGCUCAAGGUAAGAGACGUUACGACCGUAAACAAUCCGGUUUCGGUGGUCAAACCAAGCAAAUUUUCCACAAGAAAGCUAAGGUUACCAAGAAGGUCGUCUUGAGAUUGGAAUGUGUUGUCUGCAAGACCAGAGCUCAAUUGCCUUUGAAGAGAUGCAAGCACUUCGAAUUGGGUGGUGAAAAGAAGCAAAAGGGCCAAGCCUUGCAAUUCUAA